ACGUGUGGAUGUCAUGAUCAUGUUCCUCCUCCUCCUCCUCCUCUUCCUCCUCUUCCCCGUCCGACUGACACGCUGGUGUUCUCCACUCUACAUGCCACGGCCAUGCCGCCAUAGAGGCGCGUAGGUUCCCCAGCCCGUCGCCACCAUGCAGACGGCGGCAGCCGCAGCCGCAGCCGGAGCCGCAGCGGCCGGGAGCGACGCCGCCGCGAACGGCAGCGGCGGCUGCACCGCAGACGUCGACGACGGCGACGGGGCAGGAGAGAGGAUGGAGAGGACGGUGCCAAGCGAGCAGCAGGAGAGGAGCAGCGGUCACCAGCAGCAGCAGCAGCAGCAGCAGCAGCAUCCAGCGUCCUCGUCGACGUCGGGGGUGCUCGAUAAACUUUUUGGGAAGCGUCUCCUUCAGGCCAGACACUACAUAAUGUCUCGGAAGUCCUGGCUGAAGAUGGUGCCCACUGAAAACUGUGACAUCCUGAUGACGUUCCCAGAUUCAAUAGACGACCACACUCUGCUGUGGCUCCUGAAUCAAAUUCGUCUUGGAAUCCCACAAGUCAGCAUCCAGGUUCGACAGCAUAAACACACCCAGGCACAGGCCUUCUUCAUCACCACAACCUUUGAGAACUUGCUGCGAGGCGCCGAGCAGACGGGCAUGCACAAGCUGGUCAAGCCGCAGUUCGGCGGCGGGAUGCGCCGCUUCUCCUGCGAGGAGGACAACAUCUACGAGAACAUAGAGAGCGAGCUCUGCUUUUUCACCUCGCAGGAGCGUCAGAGCAUCAUCAAGUACUGGCUGGACAACCUGCGGGCCAAACAGGGGGAGGCGCUUCACAACAUCCACUUUCUGGAGGGGCAGCCGAUCAUUCCGGAGUUGGUGGCUCGCGGGGUGAUUCAUCAGAUGUUUCCUCUUCAUGAGCAGAGGAUCCUCAACCAGCUGAUGACGUCCUGGGUCCAGGCUGUGUGCGAAAAGCAGCCUCUGGAUGAUAUCUGUGACUACUUCGGGGUGAAGAUUGGCCUGUAUUUUGCCUGGCUGGGCUUCUACACUAACUCCAUGCUGUACCCUGCUGUCAUUGGCUUUCUACUCUGGAUCCUAGCAGAGGCUGACCAGACCAGUCAGGACAUCUGCUGUGUUGUUUUUGCCCUCUUCAACGUCGUGUGGGCCACAUUGUUUCUGGAGCGCUGGAAGAGGAGGGAAGCGGAGCUGGCGUAUCGCUGGGGGACCCUGGACACGCCCGCCGAGUCCCUGGAGGAGCCCAGGCCGCAGUUCAGGGGUGUGAAGCGCUGCAGUCCCAUAACAGGUUGUGAGGAGUUCUACUACCCACCCUGGAAGAGAGCGCUGUUCAGAUGGUUGGUCAGCCUGCCCAUCUGCCUCCUCUGCCUCUGUUUCGUCUUCCUCGCUAUGCUCCUCUGCCUAGAAUUGCAGGAAGUGGUGAUGGAGAUUCAGGAGCUGCCCAGCAUAACAAGAUUCAUUCCUAAAAUACUUCUGGCCGUUACUGUAACCAUAUGUGAUGAAGUGUAUAAGAAGAUUGCCUACUGGCUCAAUGACAUGGAGAACUAUAGACUUCAGAGUGCCUACGAGAAUAACCUUAUCAUCAAGAUGGUGUUUUUUGAAUUCAUCAAUUCCUAUCUUAGUCUUUUCUACAUUGGGUUCUACCUCAAGGACAUGGAGCGUCUGAAGGAGAUGCUAGCUACUCUACUGAUCUUCCGCCAGUUCCUACAAAACAUCAAAGAGGUCCUUCAGCCCUAUCUCUAUGAGCAAAACAAGCUGGGUGUCUUUACCCCAAAGGUGCUGUGGGAGCUACUUCAAGCCAUCAUGCUUAAAUACGGCCGCCUGGCUCUUGGGAAGGCCCAGGCCUCAAUGACGGCCUAUUCCUUCCUGAGCCCCAGAGGGGUCCCCGUGGGUCACGGGACUAACGGCACCUCGGAGCCGAGGAGAAGAGGUGAUCUGAAGGCCGGGUUCAGGCUGACGGAGGAAGAGUGGGACAUGAGCGACAGCGCUCUCAAACACCGUAAAGUCAGUUUCACGGAGAAGGUUGACUACCAGGACGUAACAACGGGUGGGGACGACAGCUUCCUGGAGGACAGCCCCACGCUGGUAGAGGAAGGAAUGGAUGCAUCCAGUAUAUUUGACAGCUGUGAUGAGGACAGCGACUGUGAACCAUUGACUCAAGAAUCUGACACUGUCUGUCACAGAAGAAAGCAAGUAUGUGAGGGGAAAGAGGCCAAGAAGUCGUGGAUUGAUCCACCGGAGGAACCCAAAACUGUCACACUGACCCAGGCUGAGAUCGAAAGCUGUAUGCAGACGUACGAGGACACGCUUCAGGACUACCAGGAGAUGUUCAUUCAGUUUGGCUACGUGGUGCUUUUCUCCUCUGCGUUCCCCCUGGCGGCCAUGUGCGCUCUGAUCAACAACAUCAUCGAGAUCCGCAGUGACGCCCUGAAGCUGUGCACCGGCCUCCAGAGGCCUUUCGGACAGAGGGUGGAGAACAUCGGGCAGUGGCAGACCGCAAUGGAGGCCAUGGGCUUGAUAGCCAUCAUCGUUAACUGUUACCUGAUUGGCCAGUGUGGGCAGCUGCAGCGCCUGUUCCCCUGGCUCAGCCCUGAGAUGACCAUCAUCUCCAUCGUCCUCCUGGAGCACUUUGCAAUCCUCCUAAAGUACGUCAUCCAUGUUGCCAUCCCUGAUAUCCCAGGCUGGGUAGCAGAAGAGAUGGCCAAGCUAGAGUACCGACGAAGGGAAGCUUUCAAGAAGCACGAGCAACAGGCCCAGCAGCACUUUCAGCAGCAGCUCAGGCGCCGACGCGAGGAGGAGGAGCUCCAGCGUCAGGCCGAGCUGCAGGCGGAGGCGCGUCACGAGAGCGAGUACCACAAGACGGACGCCCAGCACCAGCAUCACCACGACAAAGCGUCGGGGAGCAAGGCCGGGGACAAGCCCAAGAGGCCCAGCUCGCUGCUGGGAAAUAACAACGUGAUGAAGCUGAAGCAGAUCAUCCCCCUCCAGGGGAAGUUCUCCUCCAGCACCUCCCGCUCACCGGCCCAGUCGCCAACAGGGGGUGAGGCCAAGCUCCCCGGAUUCCUGAAGUUCUUGAAAUCACCCGAGGCGAAAAAAGAGCCGGCGGUGGCAGCUGGAGCCACGCCAGGCUCCACGGCGGCCUCUUCAGGUCCCCCUAGUGGUCAGGAGAGGUCCCAGUCGCCCAACAGGACCUUCAGCCCCGGGAAGCUGUUCAGUUUCAGCAAGUCCGAGGGCACCGUGGUGUGCGCAAAUGGCUCGCAGCAAACAGCCCAGGCUGCUAACACUCAGUCCAACACAACGUCAGAGGAGUUACCCUCCAACGAGUCGGAUCGACAGGAAACAAGACAAUCGACUGAUUUAGAGAACUCUGGCUGUAGGAGUUAAUACAUGUUUGACCAUGUUAAUGUGAUGGAGAGAAAUAUAUCAAUGUCCAGAGGCAGCGACACGUCUGUACUGUAGAACACCUUAGUCACAAGGGCCACAUGUAAAGUCGCUGAGCACCUUCACUCUUAAUGCAACUUAAUUACAAUACCUAGUAUUGUAUCUAACACUAGCUUUUGUGUAAAAACGUGUACAGUAAGUGUAAAUCUGUGAAUAGGGGCUUGAAUAACCUUAGCUCAGAGUAAAAUACUGCAUGAUUGCCUGGGUUUCAACAGCACCAGAACCAAUUCUGUUGAUGUGAAGGAUCAGUGACCUUCCAAUCAGUCGGGCUUGUUAAAGAAGACGAUCAAUAGCUUCCCAUUCCAGGUUUGUUUCUCAUUCUGAAGCCGUUCUGAAUGCAUGAUGCGUUGUGUGCAUGCAUCACACAUUCAUACAGUCCUCUUAGUUAUCAAGCACUCCAAGCCAUUGGAUUCUUCCGCAAUAGGUCAGAAUAUAUUCACUGUGACCAUGGAAAAUAUAUUUUUCUUAAAUUUGAUUUUCUAUGAAUUAUUUUACUACAUAAAUUAGUGAAUGUACUUCUAUGAUGCAAAUAAAUCUCACUUACACUAACAUACAUUACAGGAUAAUGAAUUGACUGAUUUUGUUGAAUAAUGACACUUUCAUGAAGAUGAGUUUACCAGAAACGAUGUCCAUAUUGAUUUUAUAUUAUUUGAACAAACACAGUAAUUGCUAUUGGAACUGACCAGUGUUUUCAUUUCCACCUAAAACUAUGAAGGUUUAGUGUGAGUUGUGUACUUAGCUGUAAUGUAGUCUACAACAAAACAAUACUGGACUUUACAGUGCAUUUAUAUACUUGAGCACGAGUAUUUAAUAAUAAACACAUUCCAAGCUCAAUCGGGUGGUGAAAUGAAAAUCUAUCUCGUCAACCACUCUGCUAUGAAGUGCCACAAAAAAUAAAAUGCUGAUAAUUUCACAGUGUGUCUUGUUUUUAACAGUUAUUUAAAAUGCUGUAAAGAAUUUUCAGUUACUCAAUAAAAUUAGCUAAAGGUAA
Betta splendens (Siamese fighting fish) is the source of this 4433-nucleotide messenger RNA. It is a transcript of the gene ano8a, whose product is annotated as anoctamin 8a. The record is from RefSeq and is a predicted model, not a curated record. Gene Ontology annotation, biological process: chloride transmembrane transport. The transcript is spliced from 18 exons. Gene Ontology annotation, cellular component: plasma membrane. NCBI's taxonomy places the organism in Eukaryota, Metazoa, Chordata, Actinopteri, Anabantiformes, Osphronemidae. Gene Ontology annotation, molecular function: chloride channel activity. Bases 146 to 3385 code for a protein of 1079 amino acids.